Messenger RNA from Otolemur garnettii (small-eared galago), 1438 nucleotides. RefSeq names its product agmatinase (gene AGMAT). NCBI's taxonomy places the organism in Eukaryota, Metazoa, Chordata, Mammalia, Primates, Galagidae. The record is from RefSeq and is a predicted model, not a curated record. Gene Ontology annotation, molecular function: metal ion binding; agmatinase activity. Bases 56 to 1105 code for a protein of 349 amino acids. The transcript has 7 exons.
UCGCCUCGUGGCCUCCGGGGCCCGGCCAGGCCUUCCUCGCGGACCCGCGGGCGGCAUGCGGCGGCUGCUGGUGUCCGUCUGUGCCCGAGGCCUGGGGGCCAGGGUGAGCGCGCGUCCAGCCGCGGGGCUCUGCGACCCGCGGCGCGGCUAUGCCUCUGACGCCCCCCGGAACCAGCCCCUCAGUUCCGAGUUCGUGGCCCGCUCGGUAGGCGUCUGCUCCAUGAUGCGCCUGCCCGUGCAGGCCUCCCCCGAGGGGCUGGACGCUGCCUUCAUCGGGGUGCCCCUGGACAUUGGGACCUCCAACCGGCCCGGGGCGAGAUUUGGACCUCGCCGAAUCCGGGAAGAAUCAGUGUUGCUGCGGACAGUCAACCCCAGUACCGGGGCCCUCCCCUUCCAGUCCCUCAUGGUUGCAGACCUAGGCGAUGUGAACGUUAAUCUUUACAACCUUCAGGACAGCUGCCGGCUAAUUCGAGAGACCUAUCAGAAAAUUGUAGAGGCUGGCUGUAUUCCUCUGACCUUGGGUGGAGAUCACACAAUCACAUAUCCCAUAUUACAAGCAAUUGCAAAAAAGCAUGGCCCUGUGGGGCUGCUGCAUGUGGAUGCCCACACAGACACCGCUGACAAGGGCCUGGGAGAGAAGCUCUACCACGGGACGCCCUUCCGCCGGUGCGUGGAGGAGGGACUCCUGGAUUGUAAGCGGGUGGUGCAGAUCGGCAUCCGGGGCUCUUCCAUGACCUUGGAUCCUUACAGAUACAACCGGAGCCAGGGCUUCCGGGUGGUCCUGGCUGAAGACUGCUGGAUGAAGUCCCUGGUGCCUCUGAUGGGGGAAGUGAGGCAGCAGAUGGGAGGCAAACCCAUUUAUAUCAGCUUUGACAUUGACGCCUUGGAUCCUGCCUAUGCUCCAGGGACAGGGACCCCUGAAAUUGCUGGUCUCACCCCUAGUCAGGCUCUGGAGAUCAUCCGGGGAUGUCAAGGCCUCAGCGUGGUGGGCUGUGAUCUUGUGGAAGUUUCGCCUUUGUAUGAUCUUUCUGGGAACACAGCCCUCCUGGCAGCUAACCUGCUGUUUGAGAUGCUGUGUGUUCUCCCCAAAGUGACAACCGUCUGAGUCUUCUGCUUUUCAAGACAAAACAGAUUACAUUGCUGAGAAAUUCUUAAGAAUUUAUGAGUGAGCAGUCUUGAGUUUAUGCCAUUGAGACUAUGCAAAAAAGUGUCAUUGGUGGCUGUAAAAUCAGGAUAUUCAGUAGAACUCAAACCCAAAUGGCGAACAUUUCUAAGGAGUUUGGAUUAACUAAAAACAAAAAAAAGAAGCACUUCUACUGCUUUGAUUUUUUUCCCCUCUAUUAAAUGAUGAUGUGAAGAAUAAAGGGGAAGAAAUGGAGAAUUUCAUUUAUGAUUAUCUAAAAAUUGGAAAAAUGAAAUAAAAAAUACCUCCUAAACA